This is a messenger RNA of Ichthyophthirius multifiliis, 454 nucleotides long. RefSeq lists its product as hypothetical. The record is from RefSeq and is a predicted model, not a curated record. Lineage: Eukaryota; Ciliophora; Oligohymenophorea; Hymenostomatida. The transcript has a single exon.
ACUAAGAAAUCUUCUAUUCGUUAAAUUUCGUUAUAUGAUCUGAUUCUUAAUGUGUUAGCUAUUUUUGGUGAAGAUUAUUAUUAUUUAUUUAUGUGUUCAUUUUCAUUGGUAUAAUUGUUACAUUUUAACAUAUUUUGUUUAUUAUAUUAUACAAUAGGAGGUUUUUUAUUAUUAUUAGUAAUUUAAUUUCCUAUUUUGGUAGUUUGAGGAGAUACACUUUGGUUAUAUCCUUAUUUUUAGUUAUUUAUAGAAUUGUAUUUUGUUAAUAAAAGAUUUUCUUAACGACUGUUAUUGUAAGCACCUUUUUUAAAGUAAUAUAAGUUGUGCUGCUAAGCGUUACUUUAUUAAGUCCUGAUUCUAAAACUGCUCAUACUUAGCUUUAUUAAGUCCUUUUUUAGGCGAAUUUUUCGUUCGGAGGAAGCUGGCUUUAUUUGAAAAUUAGAGGUUUUUUAAC